Messenger RNA from Baudoinia panamericana UAMH 10762, 3033 nucleotides. RefSeq lists its product as uncharacterized. The transcript is spliced from 2 exons. The coding region runs from base 1 to 3033 and encodes 1010 amino acids. The record is from RefSeq and is a predicted model, not a curated record. Gene Ontology annotation, cellular component: prospore membrane. Gene Ontology annotation, biological process: protein localization to prospore membrane; ascospore-type prospore membrane formation. NCBI's taxonomy places the organism in Eukaryota, Fungi, Ascomycota, Dothideomycetes, Mycosphaerellales, Teratosphaeriaceae.
AUGACCACCCUUCCACCCGACUCAUACACUGCCCGACGACUCGAGCAUAGUACACCCGAGCAUCUCCACGCAACAGCACGCCGCGCAUUCAUAGGGCCUAUUCCCGAAGGAUGGCUCAAGAGCCACCGGAAGUCAUGGUACAAGCGUUACGUAUCUGGCGGUAGGACACCAACUUUCACUGCUGCACGUCCAAUAUCCGGAACCGAUGCCCGAGAGCCCGUUGCACCCGAGAGCGACGCAGCAGACUUGCCAAGACCUAGUAGUCAGAGCGCGCAGACCAAUGGUGCAACAGCGGAUACAACAGCGAGUACGACAAGUCUCCUCCACGGUCAACGAGCUGCAGCAGCAAGUGAGAAUGAGACCGCCCCAGAGACCGAAGAUGCAGGACAAAGCCAGACAGACGGCGGGCAUCUGUCGCAACGGGCAAGCAGUCUGCCGCUGCUUGAUCAGGUGGCGAACAAAGUUAGUACCAACGUGCCGCGCAUACGAUUCAGCGAGUCUGCAAAGCACCAGCUGCGGCACAGAGCACAGCGGCUGGCGGCGAGAGGGACCUUUAAGUGGAACAAGCUACGAGAAGGCGAAGUGCUGAAGAUGGACCGCAUGCUGGUGCGGAUGGACAUUACUCAGCAGACGGUGGGCGCAGCAUUCGACGAGCGCAUCAGUGAAGGCGUAGAGACGAAAUCACUAGAUAAAUGGCGGGAAUUCAUGAUCGUGUGCCGCAGACACUCGGAGGAGGAUGCAGAAUCGGUACUGCAACUCUAUCAAACGAGGGUCAUUGCUGCGUCGGCCGCAGACGUCGGUAAGGCAAAGAAGCGGCCAAAGUUCGACGUUCUGCUGAGCCCGCGGCGAGCGCAUGUCGAUUUGUAUUCAAGCUUAGACAAAACGCUGUGUGUCUGGACGACGAAGAACGCAAGGACAACCAUCUACUAUCUCCGACCACAGUCGUCGGCAGCGUCCGUAGAAUGGUACACCUUCUUGCGUGGCAUACUCGGCUGGAAGCGAGCACAGACACUUCAGGUUAAUGUGCCGGAUCUGAGUGUUUGCUUGCGGCUUGAUGAUCCGUUUGGGAUCGUGGAGUCAAGCAAGCUCUUAUCCGAGGCUGCCGAGGGCGAUGACACUGCGCUUCUGCGGGCCGUGAAUCAGGAGCAAGGUGCUGCAGGCGCCAUCAUCGCACGUUGUGUGAAAAUGCUUGAAGCUUCUCCGGAGUGGACGGACGUACUGAAAGCAUGGGCCCAGUACGGUCGAGUCGGCUUGGCAUGGAAACGCUACGAUCGCCUUGAGUGGGUGUACGGCGCCAUCGAGCAGCGCAUGUACGGCACUGUGGCCAUGAACAAAACGCACGAGCUAGAACUUCGACCGAAGGACCACUAUCCGCUCUACACAAAGACACAGGACGGAGAUCGACUAGACGAACCGUUGCCUGUUGAAGGCUUCCUCAUCCGCCUAACGUCGCAAAAGGGACACGAGCGCAGAAUGGGCAAGAUGCUGUACAAGCGCCUGUACUUCACCAGCCAGAAUCAGUACCUAUUGUUCCUUCGACCGGCGCAAGCUACGCCGCCUCCUCCACCGAAGAUGGCAGUACGUGCGAACGGUAAUGUACCAACUACCAAGCAACUUGUGGAUGAAGUACCGCAGAGCUACGAUGUUGAUCCUUAUCCGCUCGAAGGGAGGCACAUCUCGUGGCUAGAUACGGAAGCUGUGAAGUCACGCGCCGACCAAAAGGCGCAUGAUAACGAGGCUGCAGUGGAGGCGGAUCGCAACGUCAACAUGCUGAUGCGCUGCGACGGGUUCAUCGACCUGUGCGAUGUCAAAAGCGUGCGUAAGAUGCAUCGUGGUGCCACGCCCGCCGACGAAAACCUGGAAGAAGGCCCAGAUGUUGAGUUCAACACUGCGGAUGAGUCGCAGGUUGGCACGAACAACAGCCGCACCGACGAUGGAGAUACUACUGAGGUGGACGAUGAUAGAGUCUUCGAGCUCGUACUCAAAAACGGUCUCAUCGUUCGUCUCCAGGCACACGACACGACUGCGCGAAACUUAUGGAUGGUUCGUGUCCGUGCGCUCGUACACUACUGGCAUCACCGUGCAAAGGCAGACAUGGAUCUCUUCAAGUCCGUUCGUGCGCAGAAUCUCACCGCUCUCAACAUCGACGAGCGUGCCGAGGCGCAAGUCGGCAGCUUCGCUUACAAGUGGGAGGUCAGCCAAAGUUAUGCAAGUCCGAUUAUGUACAACAUGUGUGGCAUCGCGCAGUGCCGUGCCAUACACCUAUCUGGCCUGCUUUUCCGGAAGCCUAGGCGCCACACAACCUUCACUCGCUGCCACGUGAUCCUUUCGCACGGCCAUUUACUGAUCUUCCAGGACACGCUCCGUGCUCGCUCCGGCCAAAAGCUCGUCCAUAUCCACCACGAAAGGAUCGCUGCUAUCGACCUUCAAGGCUGCUAUCUCUACUCCGGUCUUUUGACGGCGAAUGACCUCCUGUACCAGAACAAAACCUUCGAUUCAAACGCACCGGGCCACCAUGCUCUUCCCCGCAUCUACUUGGAGGACAACUGGACCAGCACCGAUGAAGAUGCCAUGACCACGUUCGUCAUCUGGCACGCAAAGUCGAAGUCAUGGUUCCGCAGCUCGCAGUUCGUGGAUGACGUGCGUGACCGCGAGGCAGAUUCCGCAAGGCAAGACGGUGAUGCUGCAGGCGCGAAGACGAAGACGAAGCUUACUAGGGUCAGUCAGCUGGGCGCAACGGGAAGGAGCGUGGUUUUCAAGGCCCGCUCGCGUGCUGAGAGGGAUCAUUGGGUGAUGGGCAUACAGGUGGAGAUUGAGCGGUUGGCAGCAAUGGAGAGGGAGCUGGGCACCGAGAGUGUCACACCUGACAGCAACGGAAGCGAGGAGGGCGACACUGGUCUUGUUGGCAUUAGCUAUUACCCAAGUAUCUGGCCAACAGUGAUUGCGCGAAUCAACCAGAGCACAGUGAAGAAGAUGCUAAGCCAGAUGGCUAAUACGGCGCUGGCAGACAUUGACUUGCUUGGCGAAGGCUAG